AUGCUCAAGACCACCAACCCUCCUCUGUUUCGCCAUUACGAGCAGGUUUCCCACCUCUCGCCUUCCGACCACCAUCCUCUCCCCGCGGCCUCACCACCAGUUGCUGCAAUGGAAGAAUGCCAGCUGCCCCUGAUAGACCUCAGGGGUCUCGGCAGCCGCGACGAGAGGGAGAGAGCAGCUUGUGCGGCUGCAAUAUGCAGGGCCUCGUCGGAGUGGGGUUUCUUCCAGGUCGUCAACCACGGGAUCAACCCGGGGCUUGUUAGGAAGAUGAGGAGCGAGCAGUCCAGGCUGUUCCGAUUGCCCUUCGACGACAAGCUCACUGGCGGCUUGCUCAACAAUUCCUACAGAUGGGGCACGCCCACAGCUACCUGUCCCAAGCAGUUGUCAUGGUCCGAGGCUUUCCAUGUUCCUCUCUCCAAGGUCUCCCACAAGGACUGUUACGGAGACAACUUCACUUCUUUAAGGGAAGUGAUGGUGGAAUUCGCAGCAGCAAUGGCCGAGCUAGCUGGAACACUUGCAGGGGUCUUGGUAGAAAACUUAGGCCGUUCAAGGGGGGAUUUCGAAGACAUUUGUCAAGAAAGCAGUUGCUUCCUGCGCCUCAACCGAUACCCAGCCUGUCCGACUUCCCCAGAGGUCUUUGGCUUGGUGCCUCACACUGAUAGUGAUUUUCUCACCAUUCUGUCUCAAGAUGAAGUUGGGGGGCUUCAGCUCAUGAAGGAUUCCAGAUGGGUGGCUGUAAAACCUAAUCAAGAUGCACUCAUAGUCAAUAUCGGAGAUCUUUUCCAGGCAUGGAGCAACGACAUUUAUAAGAGUGUGGAGCACAAGGUUAUGGCCAACGCUAAGAUGGAAAGGUACUCUAUUGCCUACUUUUUGUGUCCUUCGUACGAAACAUCAAUCGGGAGUUGCAGAGAACCAUCCAAGUACAGGAAAUUCACUUUCGGAGAGUACAGGAGCCAGAUUCAAGAACAAGUCAAGAAAUAUGGCUAUAAGAUAGGCCUACCAAGCUUUCGGUUAUAG
Messenger RNA from Linum trigynum, 1017 nucleotides. Lineage: Eukaryota; Viridiplantae; Streptophyta; Magnoliopsida; Malpighiales; Linaceae. The record is from the annotation of a GenBank genome assembly.